AUGUUAGAGCGCAUAGGUAAGAUGGUAUUUGGUGGAGCAGCAGUCGCGGUGUCAGCCUGCUUAGGAGCACUAUAUGUAUACCAAAAUAAGCUUGUUUAUCCAUCAUGGGCCCAGGGUGCUCGAAUGCACGUUGAUACACCCGAUAUGUAUGGCCUACCUUAUAAGGAGCUGCGACUUAUUACCAAUGAUGGAGUCGAGAUUCGUGCUUUUGAUAUCAGAAAUCAAAACUCCAAAGCGGUAUUUUUGGUUUUGGCGCCUAAUGCUGGUAACAUCGGCUAUUUCUUGUCCAUAGCGGAGCUUUUGUAUAAGCAGUUUGGACUUUCUGUUUUGCUGUACUCAUACAGAGGAUAUGGAUUUUCAGGGGGUGAGCCAAGUGAGCAGGGCCUAAAGUUGGAUGCCGACUGUGUGAUGGAGUACAUAAGUCGGGAAAGGUUCUUUUCAUCACGUAAAGUGAUUCUGUAUGGUAGAUCGCUAGGAGGUGCGAAUGCAAUCUAUAUCGCGAGGAAAUACGGACGCUUGUGCGACGCAAUGGUGUUGGAAAACACCUUUCUGUCGAUUCCUAAGGUGAUACCAUAUAUAUUUCCCCUUUUGAAGUAUGUGGCAUGCAUGUGCCAUGAGAUUUGGAAUUCUGAGGCCGAGAUGCCAUUGGUAGACUCUAGUUUACCAGUUCUGUUUCUAAGUGGGCAGAAUGAUGAGAUAGUUCCUCCUGCGCAUAUGAAGACCCUAUUUGAUCUUUGCCCUUCUACAUCAAAACAAUUCUUUACAUUCCCACUUGGGUAUCACAAUGAUACCAUCGUGCAGCCCGGAUAUUGGGACAUUGUUCAUGAUUUCCUACAGAAGAAUAAGGUGCUAUGA
This is a messenger RNA of Eremothecium sinecaudum, 855 nucleotides long. RefSeq lists its product as uncharacterized. The record is from RefSeq and is a predicted model, not a curated record. Gene Ontology annotation, molecular function: palmitoyl-(protein) hydrolase activity. NCBI's taxonomy places the organism in Eukaryota, Fungi, Ascomycota, Saccharomycetes, Saccharomycetales, Saccharomycetaceae. The transcript has a single exon. The coding region runs from base 1 to 855 and encodes 284 amino acids. Gene Ontology annotation, cellular component: membrane.